GUGUACUUCACCUUUUUCUUUUAUAUUCUUUAUUGAUGAGCGUACUCUUCCGUCACCUUUUUCUUUAAGUAGUGCUUGAAGCUUCAAAGCUUGAGUAUUUCCUUAUUUGUUGGCUGCACUGGUUUACCAAAUAGUGGCAUUAUAAAGCUCAAAACAUCAUCUUUACGAAAUUCUAUAAACCUCGAUUUUUCUUCAGGUUUUUAAACAAUACAUUGUGGUUUUUCAGUUAAAAGGGACUGGUAUCCGGGCAAGUAAUCGUAUGCGCCGCAUGUUACUAAAAAAAAUAUAUAUAUUUCUAGAUACAUUACUAAAUGACUGCAUACCGUAGUUGUGUUUUCAAGAUCCGCCACUGCAGAUAUCUUUAAGAAGCAUUAGCAUUUAGCCAAAUUAAGAAAAUGAGGAGAAUGAUGGUGGAGAUUCCGAUUCCUGAAAAAUGGGAACAAUUAUGGUAUACAUGUGAUCUCCGAGGGUUCAUCAUCUUGAGUCUUUCCUUACAAACAUUUAUGAUUCUGGUUGCUCCUUUAAGAAAAAGAACAAAAAGCAAUUGGAUAAUCAUGUCAUUGUGGUCUGCAUAUCUGCUAGCUGAUUGGGCGGCUAACUUUGCCGUUGCCCUGAUCUCGAACAGCCAAGGAAACCCUAACUGCAGCCUCGGGAAAAAACAGGUUAGGUUGGCUGUGGAAAACGAGGACCUUCUUGCCUUCUGGUCACCAUUUCUUUUGCUGCACCUUGGUGGUCCCGACACUAUUACCGCUUUUGCGUUAGAAGAUAAUGAGUUGUGGCUUCGCCAUCUUCUUGGUCUUAUUUUCCAGUGUUUAGCUACUGUUUAUGUGUUUGUUCAGUCACUACCAAAAAAUCGGCUAUGGAUUCCCACAAUGUUGAUGUUCUUAACAGGAAUCAUCAAAUAUAGUGAGAGGACAUACUCGCUCUAUCGCGCUAGUGCUGAUAGAUUUAAAGAUUCCAUUGGUACAGCCGCUGAUCCUGGGCCGAACUAUGAACAAGUAAUGGAUGGAUUCUUUUCAAAGAAGAUGGAUAAACUACCAACAAGAAUUGAAAUUGUUUCAGAUCCAGAUCGUGGGGCUACAUCAGCAAGAAAGGCUAAAAAAGGGUCUUUGACAGAGUUGGAGCUAGUGCAGUAUGCAUAUCAAUUCUUUGAAACAUUCAAAGGGAUUAUUGUUGAUAUGAUUUUCAGUCGACGUGAACGGAAUCAGAGUAGUGCUUUUUUCCAGAAUCGAAACGCAGAAGAUGCUUUCAAACUGGUCGAGAUUGAGUUAAAUUUUAUGUAUGAGGUUCUCUUCACCAAGAUUCCUUUGGUGUUUAGUUUAACUGGAGCCAUUACCCGGUUUUUCUCAUUGGCGACGAUUUGUUCAACAAUCGUUUUAUUUAUAUUCGAAAACAAAACAAAUUUUAAAAGAGUUGAUGUCAUGAUAACAUAUGGUUUGCUCUUUGGUGCUUUGGUUUUGGAUUUCGUCGCACUACUCAUGCUCUUACUAUCAGACUGGAUCAUCAUUUCUUUACGGAAGUCUCCUGAGAUUGAACUAAAAAACAAGACUCUCAAGACAAGACUCGUCAGUGCAUUUUUUAGACUCAGGUUCGCGGGAACUCUUGGGUACACAAAAGAUCAUUCCCAAUCACAUACUUGCAAAUAUUCCGAGAUUAAGUUUUUAAGACGAAGGUGGUCGGAAUCCAUUUCAACUUACAACGUUAUCUAUUACUGCUUGCACCCACGUCCAGGCAUACAUCAAUUUCUUUAUCAAAACUUUGGGCUUAGUGGGCUUUUGGAUGAGAUCAAGUAUGUUAAAUCCAAAAGCUUCACCCCAAAACUUAAAGAAUUCAUCUUCAAUGAGCUGAAAGUAAAAUCAGAACUUGCAGACGACUUGGAAACUGCAAAGGAGAUAUGUUCGGCACGAGGAAAUUGGACGAUCCUCAUGGAAAAUGGUUGGGGUAGCUUACUUCAAUAUAUUAUAGAUGUUGACUAUGAUCAGAGUCUCAUACUCUGGCACAUCGCCACUGAGCUAUGCUACAAUAAGGCACCCAUACCUGCCAACAAUGAUCAUCGGGAAAUUUCAAAACUAUUAUCAGAUUACAUGUUAUACCUUCUUAUCAUGCAGCCAAACAUGAUAUCUUCAGUGGCAGGUAUUGGGCACAUACGGUUUCGGGAUACUGGUGCCGAGGCCAUGAGGCUUUUUGAUGAAAUAGGUUGUGGAGUACAAAAUUUGAACCAAUUUGUUGCUUGUAGUGGAAUUCUUAGUGUACGAACGGAAGUGCCACCAGUGACGAUAAAAGGUGACCGGAGCAAGUCGGUGCUAUUUGAUAGUUGUAAUUUGGCCAAAGAGUUGAUGCAUAUAGAGGAAAGGGAUAUGAAUAAGGAUAAAUGGUUCAUUAUAAGCAAGGUAUGGGUGGAGUUAUUGUGUUAUGGUGCAUGUAAUUCACGAGCCAACACUCUAGCAGCACAAGUGAGCAAAGGAGGUGAGCUCAUUACCAUCGUUUGGUUGUUGAUGUUUCAUUUGGGUUUAAGUGAUCAAUUCCAAACUAAUCGUCAACCAAUAGCAAAACUCAUUGUUGGCAAGUAGUUUAGUCUUUUUCGACCUUUCUAUGAAAUUUGAACACCUGUAAAAUACUAUGGUUCAUAAAAUAUUUUCCGAUUUUAUGUUA
Molecule: messenger RNA, 2652 nt
Organism: Lactuca sativa (garden lettuce)
Lineage: Eukaryota; Viridiplantae; Streptophyta; Magnoliopsida; Asterales; Asteraceae
Source: RefSeq, a predicted model, not a curated record